AUGACCAGACUCCAGGGGUCCUGCCUGCUCCUGCUUGCCCUUCUGGUAGCUCUGCUGGCCAGCACAGAUCCAGACAAAAAUAAGGUCAAGGUGUUAAGGGAAUUAAAAGUCAUUGAUGCCUCAGAUGCCAACAUGAAGCAGUGUCUGUGGUUUGCCAUGCAAGAGUACAACAAAGAAAGUGAGGAUAACUACAUCUUCCGAGUGGUCAAGGUAAUACAAGUCCAGCUGCAGAUCACAGACCAUUUGGAAUACUUUAUUGAUGUUGAAAUUGCCCGCAGCAAUUGCAGAAAGCUUUCAAACAAUAAUGAAAACUGUGUCAUUCAGGAAAACUCCAAACUGGAAAAGAAAAUAAUAUGCAGCUUUUUGGUUGGAGCGCUCCCCUGGAAUGGUGAUUUCACUGUGAUGAAGAAGCAGUGUGCGGACACCUAG
Messenger RNA from Hipposideros armiger (great roundleaf bat), 429 nucleotides. It is a transcript of the gene CST8, whose product is annotated as cystatin 8. The record is from RefSeq and is a predicted model, not a curated record. Gene Ontology annotation, cellular component: extracellular region; cytoplasm; cell surface. The transcript is spliced from 3 exons. Lineage: Eukaryota; Metazoa; Chordata; Mammalia; Chiroptera; Hipposideridae. Gene Ontology annotation, molecular function: cysteine-type endopeptidase inhibitor activity. Bases 1 to 429 code for a protein of 142 amino acids.